AUGACUUUCGUCUCUUGUUCUCAACUAAUAUUUAUAUUACUAUUAAUAAUCUAUUGUAUUAUUGAAUCGAAUGCAAAUCGUCAUCGACGUCAAAUAAUUGAUGGUACGAAUCCUAAUGUACGUAUUCCACAACAAAACUUUGGUGGACCGAUAUCAUUAAGUAAUGUUCCAUUAAAUUCAUUAAAUAAUCCGAAUAUAGUCAUAUCUAAUGAACGAAAUAAUCUACAACAAUUCAAUACUAAAAAUAAUCCUCCAAUAAUAGCAUCUCAACCACAAGUAGAACCAGUUCGUAGUCAUGGAUUUUAUAAUAAUCCAUCAUUUCAACCAUCACCAUUUACUGGUGCAAAACCUUUAGGAUGGUUUGGUACAAAUCGUAUUAAUUGGGUAUCAAAUCGAGAUAGUGAAUUAGAUAAAAAUAAGUUAGCUGUACAAAAAAAUCCACCAUCAUCAACUAAUCCUCAAACUAAUAUUAUUCAACCACGAAAAGAUGGUGGACCACUUUUUCUUGAAAAAAUAGCUCAACAAUAUGCAAGUAAAGGUCAAAAAGCAUUCAAUUUUGGUCAAUUUGAAACUCAUCAAGGUCGUGGUUCAGUUUGUUCAAAUCAUGAAAAUUUUGGUGGAUUUGUAUUUGGUAUAUUUUCAUGUCCAUUACCAGCAAAUACAGGUAUGAAUCAACUUGAUCAAUUUUGUUGUGGACCUGCUAAUUAUCAAUAUUGUUGCAAUGCUCAAGAAUUCAGUCAAUCACAACGUGGUGCCUUUAGUGAUAAUAGAUUUAUUGAUAGACAAGGUUUUUCAACACGAACAGAUUUUUCACCAUCAACAAAACAAAUACUUGCAAUUAUUUCACCUAUUGGUAGUUUUAUUGUUUUAGUAGGAAUAUUUACUUUAGUAAUUUUAUAUUAUAAAAAAAUUCGAAAAGAACAAAAUAGAAUUGGAAAACUAGCUGGAGCUAUUCGUUUAGAAGAUAAUUAUUCAAUUGUUCCUCAAGAACCACCAAUGGAAAAAUCUAUAUUUCCUCAAAACGAACAAUUAUAA
Molecule: messenger RNA, 1035 nt
Organism: Rotaria sordida
Lineage: Eukaryota; Metazoa; Rotifera; Eurotatoria; Philodinida; Philodinidae
Source: the annotation of a GenBank genome assembly